Schistocerca cancellata (South American locust) is the source of this 741-nucleotide messenger RNA. Its product is annotated as serine-rich adhesin for platelets-like. The record is from RefSeq and is a predicted model, not a curated record. The annotation marks the transcript as partial. The transcript has a single exon. Lineage: Eukaryota; Metazoa; Arthropoda; Insecta; Orthoptera; Acrididae.
AUUGCCUCCGUCACCACCAUCACCAGCUACUCCUCCAUCAGCAGCAUCACCACCAUUACCUCCCUUUCCACAACCGCCAGCAUCACCACCACUACAUCCAUUGCCACCAUAUCUACCAUCUCUUCUAUCACCAGCAUCACCACCAUCUCCUUCAUCACCAGCAUCACCACCAUUGCCUCCAUCACCACCAUCUCCUCCAUUGCCGGCGUCACUGCAGCUGCCUCCAUCACCUCCAUCUCCACCAUCACCACCACUUCCACCAUCACCCCCAUCACCAGCAACACCACCAUUGCCACAAUCACAAGCAUUACCACCAUUUCCUCUAUCACUACCAUCUCCACCAUUGCCAGUAUCACUAACACUGGUUCCAUCAUCUCCGUCUCUACCAUCGCCUCCAUUUCCACAAUCGCCUCCAUCACCAGCAUCACCGCCAUUGCCUCCAUCACCACCAUCUCCAGCAUCACCACGACUGCCUCCUUCACCUCCAUCUACACCAUCACCUCCUAUUCCACCAUCACCACCAUCGCCAGCAUCACCACCAUUGCCUCCAUCACCACAAUCUCCUCCAUCUCCAGCAUCACCACCACUGCUCCCAACACCUCCAUCACCACCAUUGCCUCCAUUUCCACCACCACUUCCAUCUCCAACAUCACCACUGUUGCUUCCGUUGCCACCAUCAGCACCACCUCCUCCAUCACCUCGAUCACCACUAUUGCUUGCAUUUCCACCAUUGCCAGCAUC